Molecule: messenger RNA, 518 nt
Organism: Pecten maximus
Lineage: Eukaryota; Metazoa; Mollusca; Bivalvia; Pectinida; Pectinidae
Product: transformation/transcription domain-associated protein-like
Exons: 4
Coding region: 24-428 (134 amino acids)
Source: RefSeq, a predicted model, not a curated record
UGUUACCAUCAGCCAGCUCCAUUAUGAAUUUAGCAGACAGCCAGGACCGCGCGGCCUUCCAGACCAUCAUGAAGAUGAAGGAAGAACCGAUGGAUGUGGAAUCCGUGGACUCAAACAAAGAGGAGGAGGAGAUAGACAUGGAGUUAAGUGGGGUGUCAUCAGACGAGAGUAUUCCCAAGGAACCGCCCAAAAAGGAGAACCUGGACCCUCGUCAGAACAUCAAUACUCUGUUACAACGCCAGGCGAAGUUCCUAGAGAGUUGUCGCGAGGUCAAGACUGUCGUAUCUAAAUGCCCUGUCCCAGCUGUGCCACACCUCCACAGACCUGGGCCACGCCUCCUGGGUGGACUCUUUUCCACGGAUCUGGAAAAUUCUCUCCGACAAACAACAACAGAUGUUAGGAGGAGAGCUGAUACCGUUUAUGUGUAGUGGAAGUCAUGUUAUACAGAAAGACUGCCAUCCAUCUUCUAUACACACAUUCCUGGAGGGACUGUCCCACUGUGUCCCCCCGGUACACAU